Molecule: messenger RNA, 1193 nt
Organism: Lindgomyces ingoldianus
Lineage: Eukaryota; Fungi; Ascomycota; Dothideomycetes; Pleosporales; Lindgomycetaceae
Product: ubiquitin C-terminal hydrolase L3
Exons: 2
Coding region: 301-1038 (245 amino acids)
Biological process (GO): protein deubiquitination; ubiquitin-dependent protein catabolic process
Cellular component (GO): cytoplasm
Molecular function (GO): cysteine-type deubiquitinase activity
Source: RefSeq, a predicted model, not a curated record
CUGCGUCCUACGCUCGCCCCAUCAACGAAUGAAAGCCUCACCGUCUUUCAAUCCCUAAUGAAGCAGAGAUUUCAUGAGGUGCAAUCAUGUUGAAGAUGAUAAUGAUGGUGUUUUCUGACAACACUGUCGCUCUAUCGGCGGUGUUGCGCAUGGAGACGCCCAGCCCCGCGUCUACCAGGCAACUGCGACUACGUACACGGUUUUGACCCUUCUUCUGAUGGCGAGAGCGUCUCCAUUCUCCUUCAAUUCACAUACAUAAACACUCAAGAGUAUCUUCAAGUUUCGGAUAGUGCCUUCAAGAUGGACCCCCAUGUGCUCUCCUCUGGCAAGAUCUGGGUGCCCCUAGAGAACAACCCCGAUGUAAUGACCAAGCUUGCACACAAGCUCGGCCUCUCUCCUAACCUUGGAUUCCAAGACGUCUACUCCCUCACCGAGCCCGACCUCCUCGCCCUCAUCCCCCGCCCCUGCCAUGCCGUGCUCUUCCUCUGGCCCUCGUCCGACAUAUCAGACGCCGAAUUUAAGAGGGAAGAGGCAGCUAUGCCGGCGUAUGAGGGGUCUGGCCCCGACGAGCCGAUCGUGUGGUUCCCGCAGACGAUCGGCCACGCGUGCGGGCUCAUCGGCUUGCUGCAUUGUCUGACGAAUGGGGAGGCGGCGAUGAAUAUUGUACAGGGCAGUUUUGUGGACAAACUGAUGGAGGAAGCAGUCCCGCUUAAGUCGAAGGAGAGGGCAGAUCUGUUGUACAACUCAGAGGAAUUGGAGCGGCUGCACAAGGAGGCGGCGCAGACGGGGGAUUCGCGGCCGCCAACCAUCGAGGAAGACGUGCUGUAUGGCUUCACGGCCUUUGUGAAGGGCAAGGAUGGACACUUGUGGGAGAUGGAAGGCUGGAGGAAGGGGCCGGUGGAUAGAGGAUUGUUGGCUGAAGAAGAGGAUGUGCUGUCAACAAAAGCAUUAGAGUUGGGUCCAUUAAGGAUUAUCAACAGGGAGAAGGCAUCGGAGGGACGGUUCAGCGUUAUUGCGCUGUCUACCAACGAUGACUGAUUCGUAGAGAUGUCAUUCCAUAGGACGAGAUAACGUGUCUGAAAGAAUGCAUUAGGCUACCUCAAAUUAAUGUCAAGAAUAUCUUCCAGAAUUCACCGCAGACAAGGUGAGGAAUGCGGGAGUCCUGGAGCGACAUAAAGUCCUUAUUUCUUUCA